Molecule: messenger RNA, 3234 nt
Organism: Entrophospora sp. SA101
Lineage: Eukaryota; Fungi; Glomeromycota; Glomeromycetes; Entrophosporales; Entrophosporaceae
Source: the annotation of a GenBank genome assembly
AUGUCCAGAAUUAUGGAUAACAAUAAAUUGGAACAACCAUUUUUUAUUCAUCAUUUUUAUACUGGGCCGGUAACGAGUUUAUGUUUUCAUAAUAAUGAAAUAUUAUUAUCAGGCCAAGGUCCAUAUUUAAAAGUAUUUUAUGUUCCAACCGGUGAAUUAUUAAUUAAUUUUGAAGUUUUAAAAUAUUUUAGAAUUCAUAAAAUUAAACCAGUAAAACAUACAAAAAAAUUUAUUGGGCUCAUUCAAAGAUCAAUAACUCAAGAACAAAGAUUAUUUGCAAUUUGUGGAUCAAAAACAAUUCAAAUUAUUGAAAUUAAAUUUUUUUAUAAUUCGGAUAACCCACCAGAAUGUAAAAUAUCACUUAUAUCCAAAUUGUCACCAUUAAAAGAUUGGAUUCAUGAUAUUCAAUGGUUAUAUGAUGAAAAUGAUGAAAGUGAUGAAAAUAAUUUUAAAAAUCCAACAGAAUUAGCAAUGGCCUUUGCUCAUAAUUUUGUAGAAAUAUUUGAUUAUCAAACCAAAAUUUGUUUGUAUUCUGUUAAAUGCGAGGAAACUUCAAUUAUAUAUUCUGCAAGAUUUUUUGGUGAUACUAAAAAUGAUUUGAUUUUGGCUUCUGGUACUGUCUUCAAUCAAAUUCUUUUAUGGAAAAUGAUGGGUGAUAAAAACAAAAAUGGAGAUUCUUCCAUAUUCAAAAGACUUAUUGGCCAUGAAGUAAUAAUAUUUAGUGUAAGAUUCAAUAAAGAUGGAAAAUUCCUAUCAUCUGUUUCAGAUGAUAGAACUAUUCGUAUAUGGAAAACUGCAAAGGAUGAUAAUAAUCCUCCAUUGGUUCUUUAUGGUCAUAUGGCACGUGUAUGGGAUUGUUAUAUAUUGGAUGACUAUUUAAUAAGUAUUUCUGAGGCAACAGGCGGUGGAGAUUCUGGUAUUAGAUUCUGGUCUUUGAUGUCAAUUACUAAUAAUAAAAUUGAUUCUGAGCAAGACUUGAUAAAAAUUUCUUUACCAAAUAUACAAACUUAUUCCACUUGUGAUGAAAAUGUAGAUCGAAAUCAUCAUCAAUCAAGAGAAUUCUUUCGUAAUUUUGUUUUAGUGAACUAUUAUACGAUUGUUAUAUCAACUAACCAUGGGCAUGAUCAUGAGUUAAAUGAGUGGACAUCAUUGUUUCAUUCUGAAGACUUGCAAAAUUAUACCAUGAUGAAAGCCUCAAAUUGUGGCAGAGUUUUUUGUUGUGGCAGUAUUGAUGGCCAAGUAUUUGUAAUUAGUGUUAAUAAAGAAUUUAAGACAAUUAAAAGAAAAUUACAUGAGUAUAAAGUUUUUGAAAUAUUUCUAGAAGAUACUAAUGAUUCCAAUGUCUUUUAUAUAAUUUCACAUGCUGUUCAUAAUGAUAUUAUAUUAUUAAAAUUGGAUUUAAAUCAAUCCAACAAUGAUCAAGAACCAAUAUUUAAAAUAAUGUAUAGACUAUCUGUUCCACCAAGAUUUCAACUUAAAUCACUAUCACUAUAUUAUCAUUACAAUUUAUUAAUAUGUGGAUCUAGAGAAAGCGGUCUUGCAAUUUAUAGUUUAACUUCUUCUGAGUCAUCAUCACUACAACGUUUAGAAGAUAAAAAAGAUGAUGAUGCAAAAAAUAUGACUUCUACUACAACAACAAUGGAACUAUCACCUAUAAUUUAUUUACGUAAAAUCCAUGGAAAACAAGCUGUUACAUCAAUCGCAAUAAAGAUGGAAAAAGAUGGCUCUUAUAAUAAAUAUAGGUUAAGGGGCUUGAAUAUGCUUGGGAUUAAAUCUGAAAAUAUAAAUAGUCUUGAUGGAAAAGACAAUAGCGAAUAUGGGAUACCAAAGAAAAAAAGAAUCGGAAAUGGUGAAUUAUUAGUAAAGGAUAAUAAAUUGAUUAUAGAACAGGUCUAUAAGGCAAAAAUCACCAAAGGUUGGUUAGAAAAGGUUGUAUUUAUAGAUAAUGAAUUAUUCUUAUUAGGAUUUUACCGUAAAAGAUUCUUCGUCUAUAAUGAAUUUAAAAAAUUUGAGAUAUUUUCAGUAGCGUGUGGAGGAGCCCAUAGAAUAUGGCAUUUCAAAGCUAACGACAAAAAAAUGAAUAAAGCAAGUUUUAUGUUUAUAAGAAAAGAAAAUGUUUUUAUCUAUUCAAGAGAAAGAUUAACAACCAAUGAAGGAUUUAAUGAGUGUAAAUUACAAGAAGAUUUUCAUGGUAGAGAAUGUAGAAUUGUCAAAUUUUUACCAUAUCCUAUUAAAACGAAUUUUAUAAAAAACCAGGAAAUUUAUAAUGAUCCUAUAAUUUUUGCUACAGGAGCAGAAGACAACAUUCCAAAUGAAAAGGAUAAUAGAUUAAUAUGUUUAUGCAGCAUUAAGAAACAUAAAUCAGUUAUUCGAAGUUUAGAAUGGUCAUACGGUAACGAAAUUUUAUUAUUUUCUAGUGGUGCAAAUGAAGAAUUGAGAUGUUGGAAAGUGGAAAUAAGUCUUGCUAAAGUCCAAUUGACAAAUAAUCAAUAUAAAAUGCCCUUGGUAAAUAUUAAUUGCUUAGAAUGGUCAAGUUGCCCUAGUGUUAGUCAAAUUCCAGAGACAAGAAUAAUGGAUACAACUGUUUAUUCAAUCGCUCCAAACCAAGGUUUACAUUUGAUAAUAGUUGUAUAUUCAGAUUCUGUAUUAAGAAAAUUCGCUCUAAUUGAAGGCAGUAAUGAUUUGAUUAUCGUGAUUACUUCAGCAACUGAUGGAAGGAUUGCUAUUUGGGAAUUUUCAAAAAAGAUUUACAGUUUUAUAGAUUCUUAUAUCAGUAAGAAUAAUAGUAAAACAACUUUUACUAAAACCACAAAAUCAAACCCUACAACAAAAUAUUCAAAAGAUAACGAUUUUCAAAACAUUGAAGAUUUGGGUAAACCUAAUUAUUAUUACCAGGCUCAUCAAUCUGGAGUGGAUUGUUUUGAUUUUCAUCAAUUAUCAUCUUCAUCUUCAUCUCUAAAAAAUGGCCAAAUUAUUCGAUAUAUGAUAGUUAGUGGUGGUGAUGAUAAUUCUAUUAUGGUUAAGUACGUUGAUUUCUGUUUGAUUAAAAAUGAAGAUAAUAAAUUGAUGAUCAAAGAGGUAAAUGAUGAAGAUGAUGAUUUUGAUAAAUUUAAAACUCUGAAAUUUGACAAAGCACAUGCAUCAUCCAUUCAAGGUAUUUACAUUAUGAGCAAUACAAAAAUCCUUAGCACUUCUUUGGAUCAAAGGCCUUCUAUGACAUCCAAAAGUUCUUGA